This is a messenger RNA of Malassezia japonica, 345 nucleotides long. It is a transcript of the gene ERV14, whose product is annotated as COPII-coated vesicle protein. The record is from RefSeq and is a predicted model, not a curated record. The transcript has 6 exons. Lineage: Eukaryota; Fungi; Basidiomycota; Malasseziomycetes; Malasseziales; Malasseziaceae. Gene Ontology annotation, biological process: endoplasmic reticulum to Golgi vesicle-mediated transport. Gene Ontology annotation, cellular component: endoplasmic reticulum membrane; COPII-coated ER to Golgi transport vesicle. Bases 1 to 345 code for a protein of 114 amino acids.
AUGGUGUUCUACGUUAUUCUGUACUCGGACCUCGAAUCGGACUACAUUAACCCGAUCGACCUGUGCUCGAAGCUGAACAACUUUACGCUCCCGGAAAUGGGUGCGCACGCAUUCCUCACGACGCUUUUCCUGCUCUCGGGCCAGUGGAUUGCUUUCGUGAUCAAUGCUCCUUUGGUGGCCUAUAACGCGAACAAAGUAAUCAACAACAACUAUUUGCUGGACGCUACUGAGAUCUUCCGCACGCUCAUGAGCCACAAAAAGGAAAGCUUUAUCAAGUUGGGCUUCUACCUCCUGUCCUUCUUCUACUAUCUCUACCGUAUGAUUCUCGCGCUUGUUUCUGAGUAA